Molecule: messenger RNA, 4959 nt
Organism: Selaginella moellendorffii
Lineage: Eukaryota; Viridiplantae; Streptophyta; Lycopodiopsida; Selaginellales; Selaginellaceae
Product: vasohibin-2
Exons: 17
Coding region: 2771-3925 (384 amino acids)
Biological process (GO): regulation of angiogenesis
Cellular component (GO): cytoplasm
Source: RefSeq, a predicted model, not a curated record
CAUAGUGUCUACAGAUUCUGAGAAGCUAAGUUUGCUUGUACGUAUCGGUCGAGUGACGAUAGAUUUAUUUCUGUACAUGCUUAUUUUGUGUUGAUUAAUGUUUCUCUCUUCCUUGUUCUACCUCGAGCUUUUCUAGUGGUGCCAUACGGUGUAACCAGCCUACACCCAUGUACACUUCACCGUCUGAGGCUCCGCAUUCAUCAGUACUCAUUCUGACUUUGAGUGGCCUGUGAACUGGUCCCUUAAAGAUUUGUUUUUUGGUUGCCGCCAUGGGUCUUCCUCUUGGUGACGAGUAAACCACAGCACUACAUGCGUCUUCUUCCGAAGACGAUCCAGAUAACGGACAAGGUGGUGGCUCAAACUCUGGGCUGUCGAGAAAGUCUUGGAACUUGUCGUCAAUCUCCCGUUGCUGAUCACAGUCACUGUCCUCGUAUGAUCGACCCAGGCAGCAGCUUGAAAGUGGGAUUGGAGAACGCUUUCCUGACGAUAGGCAGCAUGGAGGUGACAUUCUAUAGCAGGGUGAUCCUCUUCUACUGGAUGUCUGGCUCGAUCUCCGGCUUCGAGCAGAUGUUAAAGGCGAGAUUGAAUACGAGACUCCUGGCCUUCUGGGAUUUGGACUUCUCCGCCUAGGACUGCAUCGGGGGCUGGACUUGGUGCUGGGAGUGGCAGGAUAUGAUAUACCAGGUUGACGCGGGUUGAGCCCGGCGCUUGCACAGCUUCUAGGACUUUCAAGGUGGUGGUAACAAGGGGAAGUUGAGAGCCGCACCUCGAUGUCGUGUUCUAGGGGUGGCGGACUCUUUGGAUUGUGUUGGAGAUGCUGGUGCAGACGAUCUCGAUCGUGGUGAGCCUGUUGCUGGUGGUGUUCCAUAGGAGAUUUAGAAGAAGGCAUACCGUCUUCCAACCAGCGGAGUAUCUCGCGAAGGGCAACACUCGACUGCUUCACAGAGCUCCUUCGUUGUGACGAUGACGAUGCGGCAGAAGUGGAGCUCUCCAUCGAAGCAGCUCGGCUGAAUCUUCUUGGCUGGCACACCAUGAACGCAAACUGGCCUUGCCUGGUGAAACCGGCCGAUCCAGAAAGCCAGGCUUCUCCCUCCGUGGAGAACUUGACGAUCGAGUCUCCUUCCAUGGUUACCCGCCCCUCGCCAACUUUCAAGUUCCUCGAAGUCGACGGCUUGCUCCCUUGAGAUGCACCCAGGAUGUACACCUUGGCAUCGACUCCUAUUGGGCCUCUACCUUGGCUGAGUUCUAUGUUGAGUGGAACUACUGGAGAGACGUCGUCACAGGCAAUAGCCGUAAUGUCAAGUGCAGGAUUGGUGAUAAAAAAUCUGCAAAGCAAGCACAGAGGAGCUUUUGUUUCAAGGUGGUUUGCGUGGGACAGCAACCCAUGGCGGGGUAGCUGAGGGCCAUCUCGCCUUCUUUGGCACUGCUGACGCUGGGUAUGGUUCCAUGGCUGGUGGCUCAGCAGAACAAUGGACGGCUUUUUUGUUGCGACCACACCCUUCACAGAGGAGGAUGGCGCGAAGCAACACAAGUUACGCAGUUUUAGCCUUUGCUUCUUGGAGAAGAUCUUGAUCCCCUUGGGCAGCAGCUUCAUGCGCAUCGUGAUCGGUGUGUCAUUUGCUGGAGUCCCUGGUCUGGUCUUUCUUUUUGUUUCUAUGAUGGUGCGACUCUUGGAUCAGGUGCCAUAUCACACCACCUCUAACCGCCAGCCGCCGAGGGACGAUUCAGGUGGCUCCAGCGCAGCAGCGGUGACGGUUAGGCUUCGCGUUCACGUGAAGCCGAGUGCCUCCCAUUCGGUUGUGCUUGCGGAUGGACACUCUGAACAAGCUGUGCUGUGUGGUUCCGCCGGCUUCCGCCGGAGAGAUCGUGGCACCCUCACCGAUCAACGAAGACGAAGUCAAGAAGAGCUUGAUCGCUAGGGGGAGUUCCGUGGUUAGCGUCGACAGCAGCGAUGGGUUUGGGAUUAUCAUCAGCAAGGAUGUCAUCUUGACAACCAGUUCUACGUUUCCGGAUCCAGCGGCUGCGGAAGGUGCAACCGUCAACGUCCGUACUCCAGCCGCGUCGCUCGAGCUCAAGUUGUGGCCUCAGAGAUUCUUCGUGACCAACAGGGACUUGGACCUGACACUCGUCGCUUGCGACUCCAUCACGACAUCAGACGUGUCGCCGCUCAUGUCCGACGCCUCCAAGAUCUCUAGGCAAUCACUGGAGGCGGGCUCUAAGGUGUACAUUCUGGGGUAUCCCAGGGGGAGCAAGAUGGGCUCCAAGUCCAGUGCAGCGCUCGGAGAGGGGAGAGUGACGGUGAAGGAGGACAAGUUCUUGAGGAUCCAGACGGAUGGCCUGGUCUGGGCAUCUGGCUCCGCCGGUUUCAACGAGCAGGGCCAGCUCGCGUUCGUGAUUUGCAAUCCCCACCAGUCCUUCGCAGCGGGGUCGUCAUCGAUUCACGGAGAAGAGCGGAGGGACGACAAGCAAUCGGGUGUUUCCAUCGGGGACGUUUGCUCGCGGCUCAUUCAAGUUUGAAUGGGAAUAUGCUCCGGGGAUCUAUAUCUGGUUGAGUCAGCAAGCAUCAAGCGUCAUCUGUUACGCGCAAGCGUGACACGUGGCCCCAGCCACUUAUCCCACGGCUGUCCUCGUCCCCGCCCCUCCCUGUGGAGUGCCGGCGCCCAAGAGGUUCCUCUCUCCCGCUCUCUCUGGUCUAGUCCGGGCUAUGGCGUAGAUAACGGAAGCAAGCAAGAAGGGGUCCUCCAUUUGUGUCGAGGCUAGUUCAUUGGAAAUGCGGCCGUGGUUUGGAGGAUGGGACACCGCAGACUGUAGUUGCCAAAGGUUUCGAGUAAUGGACAGCAUGGAAGCCGCGAUUGCAGCUGGAGUUGGCGCUCAUCCUUCGGCAACAGCAGCUAAGAGGCCUCAGCUCCCCAAUAAUUUCUUCAAGUUUCCUGCUCCAGCGCGUCUCAAAGCGAUCCAGCACUACAUAAAUUCGUUUGAGUACAAGCAAACACCGACAACCAGCUUCAACUCUCACAAGUUCAGACCACUGUCACGCAUCAUGGACACUGCGAAGAUGAUGAUCUAUUCACCGCAACCGAUCAAGUGCGUGGAAGCAGUUUUUCUCGCGCUGUAUCUCACAGCAGGCAUGCAGGAUGUUGAGCGCAUCCCUUUGAGUUUCAAGACACAAGAGGACGACAAGGUGCACCAACAUAUAGUCUUACUGGUUCGCUACGGGGACAAGUAUGGCGCGUUUGGGAUAAGCCGGCGGACGGACCUCAUGAACAAGGAGUUCGACUACGACAAUAUAUCGAGCAUUGUCGAGAACUACAAGCGAGCAUACGAGAACCACAUGCACACUGUGCUCAAGAUACGCAUUGGCCUUCCGGUGGAGCACAACGUUGAGUCUUACAAUUUCAUCUGCUGGCGAUAUUUGACGAUCGCCCCUUGCACGCAGCACUGGCAACAAUGCUGUGACGAGAUGGACAGACACGUCCAGCAGGGCAAGAAGCUGUGGGAGAAGUGGUUGAUCGAGGGACAAGGCGGAGCUGCCAAGACAUCUGCUUUCAGGCAGUGCCAGAAGAAAGAGGACGAUCCAAGGGCGAGGCCGUCGAGUGUUUCCGCAGCGCUGGUGACAAAGCAGGUGACGACGGCUGCUACAGCCAAGGAUUCAAGGCGGCCAGGGUCGCGCUCGAGAACUUUCAGGCUCGCAAGGGCCGAGGCGAGCGGCACUGGUAAGUUACAGAGACGAGCAACACCACAACAGCCAGAGUGGGCUUUUGUGACGUACCUUCGAUUAGAUAUUUCAGUGAGGACUAGAAGGGUGGAAGGACAGAGAAUGCGCAAGCAAAUUUGUUCCCUUGCCCGGUUUGUAAAACUGGUUUGGUUGAAAAUAACUGCUAUAAAUCAUUUCUCCAUCGUUUUAGCUCUGCCACUUCUCGCAUGAAGCUCUUUGUGAUUACUGUCAUGGCUGCUUUGCAAUGCGCUAGUCUUGCACUGAGCCCCGACUUCUAUAGCGAGUCCUGCCCGGAAGCUCGGGCCACGGUCCUCGGUGUGUUGAAGAAAGCCUUGAAGCGAGACAAGAGGAUGGCGGCAUCGUUGCUUCGUCUCCACUUCCACGACUGCUUCGUCAACGUAAGUAGUGUCCCUGGCAUUGUGAUGGAUCAUCCACACAACCUCUUGUGCGGCAGGGCUGCGACGGCUCCGUGUUGCUGGAUGACUUUCCGGGCUUCACUGGAGAGAAGACGGCACUCCCAAACGCAAACUCGCUGCGCGGAUUCGAGGUUGUAGAUGAGAUGAAAGCGGCGCUGGAGAGGAACUGCCCGGGCGUUGUGUCGUGCGCGGACAUCCUCGCACUCGCUGCUCAGCUCUCCGUUGAGAUGGUAACUGUAUAGCGUUGUUCUUCCAAGCUCACGGGUGGUAAAAGCGAUGGAUGCAGAGGGGCGGGCCGAGAUGGAGUGUGGAGGUGGGAAGAAGGGACGCGUUGAGCGCGAGCCGCAUUACCGCAAACAACGACAUCCCCCCGCCAACGUCCAACGUCUCGACGCUGGUGUCCCUGUUCCAGAAGCAAGGGCUGUCGGUCCGAGACAUGGUGAUCCUCUCAGGUUCGUGAGCCCUUCCAAGGUGUAACUUGUGACGACGCUCCCAGUCUGGCAGGUAGCCACACACUGGGGCUGGCACGCUGCACCACCUUCAAGCCCCGGAUCUACAACCACACGGGAACGCUGCGUGCCGACCCCGAGUUCGGCAGGGAGCUGCUGGUACGCUCCCGAAUCCACUGCCCGCGCUUUGGCCACGGCAACCAGACGCUGGCGCUCGACUACCAGUCCCCGCAUCGCUUCGACAACUACUACUUCCGCAACCUCCUGGAGCGCAAGGCCCUCCUCAACUCGGACCAGGUGCUCACGUACCAGUCGCCGCUCACCCGCGCGCUCGUCACCAAGUACGCCUACGACCAGCCCACCUUCUUCGCGCAUUUCG